GAAGGAGACACUGUUCUACUGUUAGCCUCUUACCUAGGUCAUGUUGAGGUUGUACGUCUGUUGCUCAAAGCUGGGGCUGCAGUCUUCAUUCCUGACAAGGAUGGUCUCAGUCCACUCUUUGUUGCCAGUCACGAGGGACACUCUGAGGUGGUGGAUAUUCUGGUGAAAGCUGGAGCUGAUGUACAUCAGGCAACAGCCAA
Geodia barretti is the source of this 200-nucleotide messenger RNA. The record is from the annotation of a GenBank genome assembly. NCBI's taxonomy places the organism in Eukaryota, Metazoa, Porifera, Demospongiae, Tetractinellida, Geodiidae.